This is a messenger RNA of Aureobasidium vineae, 1383 nucleotides long. Lineage: Eukaryota; Fungi; Ascomycota; Dothideomycetes; Dothideales; Saccotheciaceae. The record is from the annotation of a GenBank genome assembly.
AUGACCGACGAUUUGCGCAACGGACAUGGCAUUCCAUUGCUACAUGUCAUGGCACCUUCGGCCCAACGACCCUUCGAAACGCCAUCCAAACGUAUCAACGAUGGCGACGACCUCUCUUUCUUCUUGCGGAGCUCAGCCUAUGCCGACAUCAUGACCUGGAUUCUUCAGUUGAACCGUUCUAUGAUACCCAUUAAGCGUGCAGACAACUCAAGUCUUGUCGAUACAUGGCCGUUGCAGUCAAAGAACAUUGUCCUUUCUCCCGACGUGGUCAAGUUGAACCAUUUCAUCCGCUCCCUCGAUGCUCUCAUGGAAAAAGCGCCUCCGGAGUCUGGACCUCGAAGAUUUGGCAAUGCUGCCUUCCGUACAUGGUACAAGGCUGUUCAAGAAGCCACACCAUCUCUUUUGCAAGACGCCCUCUCCGACAGGUUGUGGGGCCGUGCUCGGGACGACGCCGAGCUGAGCGCACUGAAUCACGAAUUGGCUACAUACCUUCUGGGUAGUUUUGGAAGCUCCGAAAGACUUGACUAUGGUACCGGCCACGAGCUGAGCUUCCUGGCAUUCUUGGCCUGUAUCUGGAAGCUGGGUGGCUUCGCCCACGCCGAUGCUNAUCUAGAUCUUGUUCGAAAGCUUAUCUUGACUUAUUCUCUUGAGCCUGCUGGUUCUCAUGGAGUUUGGGGACUUGACGACCAUUCGUUCAUACCCUACAUCCUAGGUUCUGCUCAAUACUGUGCACCCAUCGACGCCGACGCUACCAGAAUUCCUAAUGAGGGCUCUCUCUCGGGUUCGCCAUCGCCAAACCGCACCGCAAAGAGCGACUCGGCCGAAAUGUACAGGAACACCAAUAUGUACUUCUCUGCCAUUGCUUUCAUAUUCGACGUCAAGAAUGGCCCCUUCUGGGAGCACAGUCCUACUCUUUUCGAUAUAUCCGGUAUCAAGGACGGAUGGGCCAAGAUCAACAAGGUCAGACGCUAUGCGCAUGCUGAUACCAGUGUGGUCUUGCUAACAGAUCAGCAGGGGAUGAUCAAGAUGUACAACGCUGAAGUUCUGUCCAAGUUCCCAGUUGUCCAGCACUUCCCUUUCGGUUCACUCUUUCGAUGGGAGCAAGAUCCUAGUGCUCCGAUGCCCGCCACGUCUGCUCAUAUGGGCUCUCAACCAAGGCCAUCGAACUCGUCCAAUCUCACAAACGUAAGCUUUUCGCAGCCAUCAACGCGAGCACCGUGGCCGAGCACAGCAGUACCCAUGUCGGCAAUGCCUGUCACAGGAGCGCCAUGGGCAGCGAACGGACCAUCAUCUGCAGCGAAUGUCGCAAGAGCACCAUGGCCAAGAGCCCUCCAGGAUCUAAUCGACCAGCGUGACGAGACGUCGCAGACCAUCAGACGACGC